Lepus europaeus (European hare) is the source of this 3258-nucleotide messenger RNA. RefSeq names its product spermatogenesis-associated protein 31D1-like. The transcript has a single exon. NCBI's taxonomy places the organism in Eukaryota, Metazoa, Chordata, Mammalia, Lagomorpha, Leporidae. The annotation marks the transcript as partial. The record is from RefSeq and is a predicted model, not a curated record.
GAAACUCAGCACCUCAAUCUGGAUCAUCUCCUUCCUGCUGCAUCACUUGUAGGGAAGGGAGGACAGGGGGACCUGAGACCACUGUCCCCACAGGAAAAACAGGAGCUUGCAGGUGUUCAGAUUCAGGAUGGCAGACAGACUUGUCCGUGCAUCACAGACAAAGAAAUUAAGAAACAGACUGGACCAGACAGUGGACACAGCCCGGUGCUGGUAUCCACGAGUCAUGAUGGGACUGGACCUGAGCCAAAGAAGAGAGUCAGUUCCAGCAACAAAGAAGAAAGGCUUCAGGCUCCCAAAGUAAAGACUUCAGAAUACUUUCCAAGGUUUAACAAGUCUAGAGACCUAUUUAAGGCAAAGGAGCUCCUUGCUCUUCAAUUAAAAUCUGCCAAUGCCUUGACAACCAACACGUCAGUUGACUCUGCAGUGGUAGCUGUGAAAACAAAGAAUGAAGAAACUACCCUGGUUACUGAAAUUCCCUCACCAACAUCAGUUUCCCAGGAUCCUAAACUAUCAGAAUUUAAAAACAACUUGAUUAAAGAAUUAAAGUUGAAAUUGGAGAAUAGGAAUCAUAGCUCUGUUCAAGAGCAGUCUAUUCAUAUGGCUGUUGCCUCAGAUAACUUGAUUUCCAAAACCUUGAAGACUCGUGCCCAGGGUGUCUCCAAUGGGAAGAUGGCAGCUUCUCAGGUUAUGUAUGUACAUAUGGACAACACACCAGUCAUAAAGCAACAGCAUCAGGAACCCCAGUCCCUAAACACAUCUUGCAAAAAAGCUAGGAUAAGAACGCCCUACCAGGUUCCAAGAGACUGAAUCAUUUGCUACCAAAAACAGGAGAGCUUGGUGAAAGGGAUGCAGGCUUGGGCACACCACAACCCAGUAGGAAGAGCUGCCCUGGUCAACACAGGGCAUUAAAGAAGAUGCUUGGAAGCAGAUCUUCCCCAACCUCAUCACGGAAGGAUCAGCUUCCUCCUCAAAAUCCGUUCCAUAAACAGAUAAAGAAAUUUUUGCAAUGUGUGGUGCACUGAGAAGGCCAUGCCAAGAUGGCCACUGGCAAGCGAGCAUCAUUUACUUAGGAGUGCCUUUGAAAACCACCUGGUCAGGGAGCCUGCCUGGCAACAGGCUGUGAUUGGAUGGCUUUGAAACCCACAUGACAAACAGAGCCUAGCUAGCACCAGGCUGUGAUUGGAUGGCUUUGGAAACUGCCUGCAGGCAACAGGCUGUGAUUGGUUGGGGCAUAGACCGCCCCUUGACCAGAUUGGCUGGUCUUGGCUAGAUAAGUGUUGUACUAACUGAAAUAAAUGAGUCUGCGGGCUGCUUGCAUCAAGCCCACUUUCACGUGACUCCCAGUGUCUGUGUGGUGACUCUGCCCCUCUUGCACCCACCACACUCCUCCUCUCAGAAAUGAAUCCACCGCAACAUGGUUGAGAAAUCCACUGCUACAUCUGGCGCCUUACAUGACUGAGAAACAGACAGCGUGUCAGGCUCAGCAAGCUCCCCCCUGGAUUUUGGCAAGAAGACCCCUCAGUGUUUUGUGUGCUGUCCAGUUCUCUCAUGCCCAGGGUGUCUCCAAUGGGAUCAUGGCAGGUUCUCAGGUUAUGUAUGUACAUAACAACAACACACUGGUCAUAAAGGAACAGCAUCAGGAGCCCCGGGUCCCUAAGCACAUCUUGCAAAACUGCUAGGAUAAGAAUGCCCUACCAAGUUCCAAGUGACUGAAUCAUUUGUGACCAAAAACAGGAGAGCUUUGUGAAGGGGAUGCAGGCUUGGGCACACCACAACCCAGUAGGAAGAGCUGCCCUGGUCAACACAGGGCAUUAAAGAAGAUGCUUGGAAGCAGAUCUUCCCCAACCUCAUCACUGAAGGAUCAGCCUCCUCCUGAAAAUCUGUUCCAAAAACAGAGAAAAAUUUUUUCAAUGGAUUUGUCCUAACAGGACAAACAAAAGGCAAGAAAGGUUCCUUGGAAAGGGGACCUCGCCAUCAUCAUCUGUGCAGAGACAAAGCAAAGUUAAUAGUAGAGCUGCCUCUACUGGCAACACCAAAACUCUGAAAGUGAAGACAAAUGUUGGCAAGGUGUUAGAUGUGAAAACAGGGAGUAGCCAUGGUGUCAGAAUCACCUGCCCCCAAGAAUCAUGUUCCUCUCUGACAAAGCCUGUGAAAACAUUUAAGGCACUUUUUGCAGACCCAGGCAGAUACUGUCCAGGGACAUGCUUUUAACUACAAAGCUUCCUCCUAUAAAAGUAUCAAGUCAUGUAGCCAAGAAGCACCUUUGGCUGACCAAAGACACCCAUUGAAGAAUGCAAUGAACAAACACAGGGAGAGAUAGCACCAGAAAGUUGUGGCAUUCAAGGAUCUGCCACUAUUGCAGAGGCAUCCAGCAUCCAUGCCCAAUCAAGAGUUCCUGCCACAUGCAAACCACACCUGCAGGUGUCAAGCCAGCCAGGUAUCUCCAACCACACCUACAUUUUCUGAAGGCACUGUAUUGGGAAAUGUUUCUACUCUUCAAACAUAAAAUGCUCCUUCAGCAUUUCCAGGGAGGAAGAUUUCCUCCUCCCAAAUAAGUUAUCCCUUGUUGAAAACACUGGUUUUCCACAAUAAAUAUUCUAAUGAUUGUUGUCUUUUAUGUGUACUGUUUUGGAGACAUGGGAUUUGAGUAACAUAGGGUUUAUACUUAGGGAAAAGAAGGAAUUAGUUCACUUACUCAUCAUCUCUUUUGUAUUUAAAUGAUGACAGUCCACUGAGCUCUAAGGGGAUGGUUAUCAACUGCCCCUUAAGGCCCUUCCGACCCCAGAGAAGUCUGUUUCCUAGUCUGUAUGAUUUUGUGUGACAGCCCAUAUACCCUCCCCCUCAGUGACUAUUUCUUGGCCUCUGGAGGAAUAAAGGAGGUAAGUCAUCAUACCUAAAGAGGGUCAAAGUCACAUAUCUUUUUUCAGAAAAUUGUGCUUAAUCUUAUUUUUUAUUAAAAUACUGUAAUGACUGGAGCUUGACACAGGUGGGUGAUCUUCGCCUCAGGCAUGGUUGAAGAUUACUGCCAUAAUAGACAUGGGAUUGAUUGGGUUAAGGUCUAGAAACAUUAGAAUUGUUGGUUGAGAAUAUGUCAUGAGAGGCAUGCUAAUGCAGUGGGAAACCGUACUUUGGGGCAUUGAUGUUUUCCUCCUGGGAAAUAAGCUUAUGAAGGUAGCUCCCUGCCACCCAUGUGGGAGACCCAGAUGGAGAUUUAGGCUCGUAGCUUUUGUCUUGCCUAUCUCCAGCAUUGACAGCUAU